Messenger RNA from Phymastichus coffea, 3763 nucleotides. Its product is annotated as post-GPI attachment to proteins factor 2-like. The record is from RefSeq and is a predicted model, not a curated record. Lineage: Eukaryota; Metazoa; Arthropoda; Insecta; Hymenoptera; Eulophidae. The transcript has 5 exons. Gene Ontology annotation, biological process: GPI anchor biosynthetic process. Gene Ontology annotation, cellular component: endoplasmic reticulum membrane; Golgi membrane. Bases 547 to 1311 code for a protein of 254 amino acids.
CAGCGCUCCAAUCAGUCUGCCCCUAGUCUUAUAGGAAUCGCUCGGCUUCUGUGCAGUGUGCGCUACCGCACUUGCAUAGCCAUUGUUGUUCCAAUCUUAUUGAAAUACUUGGUUGGAUCGGGGGUCAACCCUGCAUCCGUAUAAAGAAAUAUACAACACCGUGCUUUGUGAAAAUCUGAUCAAGCAUAAUUCUAAACAGUGAACCUCUAUCUAGUAAACGUUAUCUGGCGUAGUUUGUUGUCGUGAGAUACCGACGGAAAAAAUCUGACUCUUUUUCCCCUGCGCUUUUAUCCAUUUUGAAGGUGGAGAGAGCUUUUGUAUAUUUCAACUGCCACCAAACAUGGAAAUUCACACCACAAUAGUCUUUGCCUGACAAGUAUUUUCAAUAUGAAGGCAUCAAUUAUUGAGACAAGUAUCUAAGAGAUGAGAUUAAAAUGCAAAAGUUUUACCUCUUGAUUAGCCAGUCAUGGUUUCAUGUCUUGCUUAUUGGGUGAUAACUUAAGUUCCUGUAUAACUGGUUGCUGAGUUCCAUAAGAGGACUGCAUUAUGGAGGUCAAUAAUAUUGCGAGCAGCCAAAGUUCUAUAUAUUUGAUGGUCCCAUUUCGAAAGUUGUGUGUUAUCACAGUGUCGAUACCUCUUGUUACUCUGUUAUUCUGUUUUGUAACAGCUUACAUAUACCAACAAGAUGACAUCCAUGAAACGCACUGUCGGGUCUAUAAUGUUCUUCCGUCAAUAUCAGCUAUUACUGGAGUAUCACCUCAACGUUAUUUGUGGCGUGUGAGUGUAGCUCUGCACAUUGGACCACGUCUUCUUAUUGCCAGUGUUUACUACUCAUUUUACUACAAAAUUCUCAAGACUUUUGAGAAUGUGCCUAAAAGAUCGCAUGGUUUUAAACUUUUAAACAUUUGUUAUUGGCUAAACAUUGCUGAAGUGGCUGCCCUCUGUGGUGUUACAUAUAUUUCUAAUAAGGAAAAUUAUGCUGUGCACGAAAAGACCUUUAUAGUGUUCAUGAUAAGUUCUCUCCUACAUAUGCUGGUAGCAGUAAGAUUGGGUCGCUUAGUUACACCAAAUGCACAAAGUCUGCAGUACAAACAAGCUCUUUUCACAACGAGUAUAAUCAGUACAGUUGGCCUUAUAAUUUUUUUCCUAAAGCAUAGAUUAUUAUGUCAUGAUCUGGCAUUUAGUUGGUUUUCUCUUUGUGAGUAUGUCAUAGCAUCAGCCAACAUGGCAUUCCAUGCUACUGUCAUCCUGGAUUUUCCUGUGGAUCAGCUAGUUGUGGGAAAUGGUUUACAUUUAUUGAAAGUGGAUUGAGAUUUAGAGAAAUGAGAUUUGUCAUAAAUUUUAAAAUGCGUUUCACUGUAUCUGGAAAUCUGCUGCAAAAAACACGAUAAAAAUUUUGAAAUAAAUAAUAGUACUUAAAAUUUAGGUAUUAAAUGAUAAUAUUUCAAUUUGCAGCGGAUACCGCCAGUGUGAUUUUUGCUGUUAUUGAUAGCAGUAAUUUGUAGCAUUAUUAGUGGAUUAUAAAACAUUGUAUUGUAAGUAGCGAAUCAUAAUGAAUAAGUUGAAUGUUCCGUUACUCAUUUUGUUAGCAUUUUCGGUUUGUAUUACGUAAAAUCUAAAAUACGGCUGAGAAAAGUGAAAUGAAAUUAAACUAUAAGGUUUCUAGUCCAAUCAAUAUAUCUAGUCGCUAGAACUUUUAUCUACUUGUUUCAUUUCAUAAAAAAACUAUUUAGAACAAGUUCGAUUAAAGGCUUUGACUAAAAGAUCUCAGAAUUUUCUAGAUAAUCUAUGCAUACAUUUCAUUUACUAACCAAUACAAUUCAAAUAACUGUCCUUCAUAUCAAAGUAAUUAAACGUAAGUUAUAAAUGAAUGAAAAAGCAUUACACUGGCGCACAUAUAACUUUAUGUUAUAAUAAAUGCAUAAAAUUAUUGAAGUCAAUAAGAUAUCAAUAACUUUUUCGCUUCUGGAUAACUUUUUGUACAAACUGCUAAAAGAUAUAUAAUUUUAUAUUUUUCAUGAAUUCUGUUACCACAAUAGUUCAGUUAUUUUAACUUAAAUUCCAAAUUGUACAUCGAUCAUUUUUUUUAGUAGUAUCACAACAAAUAUUCGUUUUGUUAUUAAUAAGGAAACUAUGUUCUAGAGGUGUGUGGAGCUCUUGAAAAGUUUUUGCGUCAAAUAGAUACAAUCAAAACCUUUAAAAGUUUGCCGGUACUUUUUUAAAGCUUAUAUAUUUUUGAAAACAUUUUAUAGAGUUCGGUACGAAUUAUCGUUGUAUGUAUAGACAUUGUAUUAUAUGUAUAAUUACAGGUCAAUGAUCAAUCAUUUUACAUUUUAAUAAGCUUGAUGUGAAUUGUAAAUCUCAAGGCACUUGUAAUUGGCGAAAUCCUUUUUGCACAUUUUUAUAUAUAAAAUAUCAUUCAUAAAAAGCAUCUAUUUUUUAUAAAAACUAUCAAACUCUGAAUUAUAACUUUAGCAGUUACGUUUUAUAUGUUAAUGGCUCUCAAAAUGAAUUCUAAAAAUAAUUAAAUAUUAUUAAGACGAAAUAAGAUUUAUUACAUUACGUUCAAGAUAAUGUCUAUUUCUGAUUGCAAUAUCAUAACAAUAUAUUUUGGAGAUUUGAAAGGUAUGUAAAUUAUUUUUUUGUUAUUUCCUAAUGACAAUAUAUUAGUAAAAUAUUAAAAUCCUUAUUCGUCAUGCUAUUGAAUUCUAUUGAGAAUCAUCAAAAAAACAUUUAUUUUAUGUCAAUUGAUCAAUGUAAAGAUAUUAUAUAUAGGUUCAUUCCGAAUCAAGCUGUAGUUAACCUUAGACAGAUACAUUAAUUCGUUGCAUAUAGAACAGGUGCCAAGUGAUGCAUUGAAAAAAGAAACGCAUAAUUUGUUUUCCACAGUAAAAAUAUAAAUAUCAAUAGAAUAAUUAUUGAUUUGUUGGCUUGACUUUUAGUAGUAAAGGAUAAAAUAAAAAUCAAUUUUCAAUUCGCUUAAUUGAAUAAUAAAACUUGCUGUAUCAAUGUUGUGAAAAACAUAACGUCAAGCGAACUGAUGCCACUUGUUUUUUAAUUUUAUAUACUAAGUAGCUUCCAUAUUACAAAUUAGAUUUUAGAUAAUUUAUUUGAAAAUGUCUUUUCAAGCAAUACUUGGAACUUUUUCAUAGAGUGUGCAUUUUUUAGAUGUGAUGCUUACAAUUUUCUACAAUAUCAUUGUUUAUAUUAAACUUAUAGGAUUAAGAAAUUAAACUGUAGUGAUCAUUUGUUAAAACUUUCAACAUUUACAGCUUAUAGAAACAACUAAAGAUGAAGUAUUAAUCUCAUUCCGAAACUUCUAAUCUUAUUAAAAAAAAGUACAGAAAGUUUUUUCGCACGCUUCCAUUUUUCUCUUAGCGAAAAUUUUUUUCGCGUGGCCAAUUAACGAAUACACGUUUAACGAAGUUCAGCUCUCAAAUUUUACCAAUUUUUUAAAUUCGUUUUUCUUUUGUAAAAUUUAGUCACAAAUGCAUAGUGUAUGAAGUGUAAAAAAAGUAAUUGUAAAGAUCGGAGGAAUAAUUUCCUAAUCGUUGUGCAGUGUGUGAAAAAUGAAUCAUUGAUUUGUUAGUACAAUCAUUAUGAAUGCGUUAAAACUUGAAAUGAUUGCGGUAAUUGAUCUUCCAGGAGUUUAAAAAAAAUAUAGGUACAAAGUUCGUCCUAUGGUUGUUUUUCAGUUUAUCUGACUGUAGGUUGACACUCACUUUUCAGUACAUGAAUACAAUGGACAACUGAUUUAAUGAUA